Messenger RNA from Fomitopsis serialis, 511 nucleotides. RefSeq lists its product as uncharacterized. The record is from RefSeq and is a predicted model, not a curated record. The coding region runs from base 311 to 511 and encodes 66 amino acids. The transcript has 2 exons. Lineage: Eukaryota; Fungi; Basidiomycota; Agaricomycetes; Polyporales; Fomitopsidaceae.
ACCGUCGUCCUUCACCGAGCCCUACGUCCAUCUCGACUACUUGACCUCCCUACAUCGGGACGAGCGCGUGUGCUUUGUUGCCGUUGUCGUCGCCACGCACGCAUUCUCUCCAACAGCAGGGACACGCGAGUGCAUACCACCCAGGACAUCAUCCCUCACGACGAGACGGGCGACAACCUACGCUCAGACUCGGUGGCGGGGAGUCUCCGCCCUCAAGCCCAAAUUACUGUAACUGUGAGCCCACGUCGCCACCAACCCUCAAGCCUGGCGACUGUGAGUCUGCUCUCCUCAUCAACAUCCGCUCUCUACCAUGAGCACCCCGUAUGUGUCCACUAUCACGCCGUCGAAGGCCUACCUCGCCCAUCCGCUCAACGCAUACGCGCACCUCAGCAUUCCGAAGCCGUUCGUGCACUUGGCUAGGCCACCUCUCGACGUCGCGCUCGGUUCCCGUACUUCAGGCAACAUCGGCCGCCUCGUUUGCAGUAGGUACCGCACAAACGCGAUCCUCUGA